AUGGCGAACUUCGUGUCCCAGCGGAUGGCGGACCUGCUGCAGCUAAAGAAGCGCUGCGUGAACAUCCCCGUCAUCGGAGUCAGUGGAAUGCGUACGAUGGUGAAGUUCCAAGUGCACGUACGAGCGAAGUCCAGAGCCUCGGCAAGCGAGUUCUGUCUGGACUACCUGGUUGUUCCCCGCGUUACUGGGGCGCUGCCGGUACAGAAAGUGCACAUUGACGGAUGGCCAAUACCUGCCGGAGUGGAUCUGGCGGACCCGACGUUCUUCGAACCAUCCCGCAUCGACCUGCUGGUUGGGGCUGAGGCCUUCUUCGAGAUGCUGCUCUCAGGUAAGAUCAAAAUGUCCUCUGAUUUACCUGUGCUACAAGAGAGCACGCUGGGUUGGUUGGUGUCCGGGCGAGUGGCGGGCUCAGCCGCAGUGACAACGGUUCGAGCGUGCCAAGCGAUUUCUGCUCCCGACGUGGACGCAGAGCUGACGAACCUGCUGAAGAAGUUUUGGACGAUCGACGAUCAAACGGUCGAGCCGAAACCUGAUGACGACGAUUGCGAGCGGCACUUUGCGGAGACCCACGUGCGUGCCGCCGACGGACGGUACGUUGUACGACUGCCGUUUCGGAAGGAGAUUGAAGAACUAGGAGCGUCACGCCAGCAGGCGGAGAAGCGCUUCAACCACCUCGAACGACGACUUGACCAGAACCCAGCACAGAAGAAGCAGUACUCCGAGUUUAUCAAAGAGUACGUCGACCUCGGCCAUGGCAGAGUGCUGGCUGAAACGGAGUGUGGCACACAAGACGGAUACUUUCUGCCACAUCACUGCGUGCUCCGUCCGGACAGCUCCACGACGAAGCUGCGAGUCGUUUUUGAUGCUUCCGCCCGAAGCACUACUGGCCACUCCCUGAAUGACACGAUGAUGAUUGGGCCGCCCGUGCAAGACACGUUGUUCGAGAUCCUGCUGCGGUUCAGGCUGCACAAGUACGCGUUCACCGCUGACGUGCCCAAAAUGUACCGGCAGGUACGAGUGAGCCCGGAGGACACCAAGUUCCAGCGGAUUGUGUGGCGCGACGAUCGAUCCAAGCCCUUGGAAGUGAUCGAAUUGAUGACGGUGACUUACGGGACAGCUGCGGCCCCGUUCCUCGCCACACGAGCUCUGAACCAGCUGGCAGCAGACGAGAAGGAGGACUACCCCGAAGCCAGCAAUGUUGUGUCGUCGAGCUUUUACGUAGACGAUGUGCUUUCGGGUGCAGCGACGAUUGAGAAAGCGAAGCAGCUGCAGUCUGAUCUGGCGGCGCUACUCGCAAGAGGCGGUUUUGAGCUGCACAAGUGGUGCGCAAACGACGCGGCGCUGCUGGAAGACAUCCCCAUUGCGAAGCAAGAAAAGCAGCUCGACUUCGAGAACCACGACGCCAAGGACACAGUCAAGACGCUCGGGCUUCUGUGGAACCCCGUCGAGGACCACUUCUUCUUCCGCGUCAAGCCGCUGGACAAGGACCGUGACAACUGGACGAAACAGCAAGUACUAUCGGAGAUUGCCAAACUGUUUGAUCCGCUUGGGUUGCUGGGCCCAACGGUAGCGUUGGCAAAGAUGGUCAUGCAAGAAACCUGGAGAAGUGGCAUUGGAUGGAACGACGUGCUGCCACCACCCCUGAUGGCACGAUGGAGGAAACUGCGGAACGCCCUUGCUGAACUUGCCGAGAUCAAGAUCCCGAGGCGAGUGACCACCGAUGACGCGAGAAGCUGGGAACUUCACGGCUACGCGGAUGCGUCCGCCAAGGCCUACGGUUGCAGCAUCUACUUGCGGAACGUCAAGGUGGAUGGCACAGAAGAACUUUUCUUGCUGUGCGGGAAGUCGCGAGUCACUCCGGUCAAGGAAGCCGAACGCAAGCAGAAGGAUGACGCUGAACCAGCUGACAUGACAAUGCCAAGACUGGAGACGUGCGCGGCCGAGCUGCUGGCCGAGCAAAUUGUGAAGGUGGUGAAGGCGAUCGACAUCCCCAUUGACCGAGUCGUACUGUGGUCCGACUCGCAGAUUGUACUCAGCUGGCUGGAGUACAUGAAACCUGGAACCCCGGUCUUCGUCAGAAAUCGGGUCAACCGAAUCCGAGAGCUCACAAGCAAGUACGAGUGGCACUACGUAUCAACCAAGAACAACCCCGCUGACCACAUCUCCCGUGGUUUGCUACCGAAGCAGUUGAAGAAGUGCGGCUUGUGGUGGAAGGCUCGCCACACCGAGAAUCUGGGCCCGAUAGUGAUGCUUUGCGAGAAGAUGGUUCCGGACGGGAACCGAGUGCUGGAAGUGAUCUCGGAGUGCGGCAGCUUUCGGAAACUGGAGCGGAUCUUUGGCUACGUGCUGAGGUUCGUUGGAAACUGCAAGAAGAAGCUGGAAGACCGACGAUGCGGCAGACUGGGUAGAGAAGACUACUGUGCCGCACUUCAAGUGAUGGUGAAAGCGGUCCAACAGGAGGAGUUCAGCGAAGACCUGAAGCGCCUGGAAGCCGGCAAGCCGCUCAACAACAAGCUGAACAAGUUGAACCCGAUGGUGGAGAAGGACAGUGGACUGCUGAGAGUCGGUGGCCGCCUGAGCAACUCCGACUUGCCGUACAACCAACGGCACCCGAUGAUCCUGCCAGAAAAGCACCACCUCACUGAGCUGAUCAUCGAUACUCUACACACCGAAAACCUACACGUCGGACUGAACGGUCUGCUAGCGUCGCUGAGGCGUCGCUUCUGGCCUGUGAACGCGAAGCGGGCGAUACACCGAGUGCUGCGGCGCUGUGUUACGUGCUUCCGGGUCAAACCCACCGACACGGAGCAGUUCAUGGGCGAUCUCCCGAAGUGUAGAGUGACAGUCGCUGAGCCAUUUGCGCGAACCGGCGUGGACUACGCUGGACCAGUGAUGCUGAAGCAAGGACGUCUCAAGGCACCAGUCAAGGGGUACAUUGCAGUGUUUGUCUGCCUGUGUACCAAAGCAAUACACCUUGAGCUCGUCACCUCGAUGUCAACUGAAGCGUUUCUGGCGGCGCUACACCGUUUCGUGAGCCGACGCGGGAACGUGAGCGAAAUGAAGUCUGACAAUGGGACCAACUUCAUUGGAGCGGCGCGAGAACUGACCGAACUAGCAGAGCUGUUGCGGUCGCAGAUGCUGGAGCGGAAGCUAGACGAGUUCUGCCAAGCACGAAGUAUUGACUGGAGUUUCAACCCGCCCAAGGCCCCGCACCAGGGAGGACUGUGGGAAGCAGGUGUAAAGAGUGCCAAACACCACCUGUACCGGGUACUGAACGAGUCCCAUCUCACCUACGAAGAAAUGAACACGCUGCUGAUCCAAAUCGAGGCGGUGCUGAACUCGCGCCCGCUUUGUCAGCAGACUGACGACCCGCUCGACUACCGUGCUCUCAGCCCAGGGCACUUCCUCGUGGGUCGCGAGUUGACGGCGCUUCCGGAACCGCUGUACGACGCGCUGAAGGAGAACAAACUGACGCGGUACCAGCUCGUCCAGAAGCGGAAGCAGGAUUUCUAUCGCCGGUGGUGCAACGAGUACCUUACCGAGCUGCAACAGCGCGGCAAGUGGAACAAGGGAGCAUCCGUGGUUCGGAAGGGUAUGUUGGUCAUCCUGAAGCAGGACAACGUACCACCGCAGCAGUGGAGGCUUGGCCGAAUCGUGGACACCCACCCCGGGAAGGACGGCGUCUCGAGGGUGGUGACGGUUCGCACCAGCUCCGGUGAAUACCGGAGACCAACGACGCAGGUAGCAGUACUUCCGAUUUUGGACAACGAGACCCAGGAACUGGAGGAGACGACGGCUUGA
Culex pipiens pallens (northern house mosquito) is the source of this 3801-nucleotide messenger RNA. RefSeq lists its product as uncharacterized. Gene Ontology annotation, biological process: DNA integration. Gene Ontology annotation, molecular function: nucleic acid binding. NCBI's taxonomy places the organism in Eukaryota, Metazoa, Arthropoda, Insecta, Diptera, Culicidae. The record is from RefSeq and is a predicted model, not a curated record. The transcript has a single exon. Bases 1 to 3801 code for a protein of 1266 amino acids.